Molecule: messenger RNA, 1597 nt
Organism: Linum tenue
Lineage: Eukaryota; Viridiplantae; Streptophyta; Magnoliopsida; Malpighiales; Linaceae
Source: the annotation of a GenBank genome assembly
AGUAAAACACCAUUUUCCCCUAUCUUAUCUUUUUCAUUCACUCUUCCUCUCUCAUCUUUUUAGAUGAACUUUCUCCAUGUUUUUAGAAGAACGAAAAUGGAUGAAAAAGGAAGGGAAGAACAGAAGAAUGAAAGAGUGGGAGGAGAAAAUAGAAGAACCAAGGGAAGAAGAGCAUGGUGAUGAAUUUAGUCUCCCCCCUCUUUUUUGUUUUUUGUUACUUUGUUGCUCUGUAUUUCAGUUUUACUCUUUUUUUUGUUUUUGUCUAUCUGAUCAAUCAUGCCUAUUUUUGCUUUUGAUUUUGGAUUUAUGGAGUUUCGGACGAAUUGACUGUUUUUUAUUUUGUCACUAUUUGUCAUAAUCAAUAUUGUUUUCUCUUCUCUCUUUCCCUUUCGGUUUCUCCCUUCCUUUUUUGAAUUUUUUGCUCCAUCUUCCCUUACUCUAUCUGACACAAAACAAUAGAAAGGAGCCAAUCUAUCUCCUCUUCCCUCUCUUUAUAUUAUUUGUUCAAUCAUCUCUCAUCCCUCCCUCUCUCACGUACUUAUUUCCUCCAUCUUAGUUUUCCAUAAACUAUUCUCCCUUUCCAUUCUCUCUUUAUCACAAUCCUCCAUCUUUCUCUAUCACACAGACGAGAAGGAAGAAGAUGGAAAAAAAGAGGAUGAUUUCAUUGGUUUUAGAUCCCACAUGCAAAUCACAUACAAUUGAUGGUUAGACUAGUUGUAGGUUCGUUUAUGGGUGGGUCGUCGAGCUUCUCCACGGGUGGCUUCGCAGGCAAUUGUCAUGGCAGAGUAAACAUGGCCUGCUGCUGGUGGUGGACAAUUAUCUACAUGCGUCUAAGAGGUCGGGUAAGGAGGAGCUGUUGCAGGUGUACCUUUCAGAAGGCAAUAAAGGUGAUGGGCAAGCCACUACUCUCUAAUUUGACUGGGCCAGCCGCAAGGUGGUACAUGCAGCUCGAAAGCUCGAAGGUUAAAAGGUGGCAAGAUCUUGCUGAUGCAUUCAUGAAACACUAUAAGCACAAUCAAGAUUUCGCCCCAGAUAGAGAAGAUACGCACCAUGGAAAAGAAAGAGGAGGAGUCCUUCCGAGAGUAUGCCCAAAGGUGCGAGGAAAGGCUGCGGACGUCUAGCCCCCUUUGUCUGAAAAAGAAAUGAUCUCUACCUUUUUUGAAACUCUGAAACCUUCGUAUUACAAUAACAUGAUCGGAAUCACUACAACAAAUUUUGCUGAUAUGUUAGUAAUUGGUGAACGAAUUGAAAAGGGAAUCAAACUAGGGAAGAUGGAGAGCGCAGAAACUUCACGAAAGGCAAGCCACACGCACACCCGAAGGAAGGAAGGGGAGGUCAAGUCAGCCCAUGGAGAGUCUUCAAAAAUAGGGAGAUGGAACAACUAACCUCAAUCCAUUCAAAUUCAUCCAUACAUAAAUAAUGUUACAGUUGUUACUCAACGCCCGAAUUAUGUUACUCAGCCACUAAACCAAAGUCAUUUGAUUUCCCUCAUACCAUCUGAGCCUAUGCAACCACCUUACCCAAAUUGGUAUAAGCCGGAUCAACAUUGUGCCUACCAUUCGGGAGUCCCAGGGCACUCAACCGAGGAUUGCAGAAC